UACGUGCGUCAGUUAGAAGGAAACCCAUAUGGAAUACCAGUUUUCUUCCUUGCUUCUUAUUCCUUUCUUCUUGUUCUUGACGUUCCUUUGGCUCAGAAAGCCAAGAAAUAAGGCGCAGAACAAAAUCCCCGGGCCAUGGAAGCUUCCUCUGCUGGGAAACCUUCAUCAGUUGGCAGCAGCAGAGUCACCACUUCCACAGUGUGCCCUUCAAGAGCUCUCUCUCAAGUAUGGGCCUCUCAUGCACCUUCAACUUGGUGAGAUUUCAACUGUGGUUGUGUCAUCCCCAGAUCUGGCCAAGCAGAUUAUGAAGACGCAUGAUCUUGCCUUUGUUCAGAGGCCACAAGUUUCUACUGCUGGUAUGAUUUUUUCGUAUGGAGGAACUGAUGUUGCUUUUGCUCCUUACGGUGAUUAUUGGAGACAGAUGAGGAAAAUAUGUAUUUUGGAGCUCUUGAGCGCCAAAAAGGUUCGAUCAUUCUCCUAUGUACGAGAAGAUGAGGUGUCUAAGCUUAUAGAGUCGGUUCAAUCAUCCGUAGGUUCGGUUUUCAAUCUCACGAGCAAGAUUUACUCAUUGACUAGUUCUGUAGUUAUGAGGGUAGCAUUUGGCGACAAGCAUAAAGAUCAAGAACGGCUACUUCAAUUGCUCCCUACAGUAUUAGAACAAAUGAGCGGGUUUAAACUUGUUGAUUUGUUUCCUUCCUUGAAACUCAUGCAUCUCAUAGCUGGAACGGUACCAAAGCUGGUGAAGAUGCGUGAUAAUAUAGGAAAAAUUUUAGAUGAUAUUAUCAAGGAGAACCGGCAGAAGCAGAUGAGAGCAGAAGGAGGCAAGAGUGCUUCGGAGGAAGAAAAUCUUGUUCAGGUUCUUCUACGAAUCCAGCGAAGUGAAAACCUUGACGUCCCAAUCACAGCCGACAACAUCAAAGCUGUUAUUUGGGAUAUGUUCAUUGGUGGAACCGAUACUUCGGCAACAGUGCUGGAAUGGGCCAUGUCAGAAAUGAUGAAAAAUCCUAGAGUGAUGGAAAAGGCGCAAGCUGAGGUUAGAAACGUUUUCAAAGGGAAGAAAGUAAUUCGUGAUAGUGAUAUGAUUCAACUUAGUUACUUAAAACUAGUGAUCAAAGAAACUCUGAGGCUGUACCCGCCUGUUCCUUUGUUGGUUCCAAGAGAAUGUAGAGAAACCAGCAAGAUUAGUGGCUAUGAAAUACCCAUCAAAACUCAAAUUAUAAUAAAUGCAUGGGCACUUGGAAGAGAUCCAAAUUACUGGUACGAUGCAGAGAGGUUUAUACCAGAGAGGUUCCAAGGCAAUAAUUCUGACAUUGAUUUCAAAGGAACAAACUUUGAGUACAUCCCUUUCGGAGCAGGAAGAAGAAUGUGUCCGGGCAUUUCAUUUGGCUUAGCAAGCGUUGAGCUUCCUCUGGCUAGCUUACUGUACCACUUCGAUUGGAAACUCCCACAUGGAAUGGAACCCGAGGAUUUAGAUAUGACUGCGGCUGCUGCAAUCACAAACAAAAGGAAGAACAAUUUGUGUUUGAUUCCCACACCAUACAAUACUGAUUCUGUUAUUGGCAGCUCCUAGUGAAAGCACGUACCCACCCACAAUAGUAGUCUCUUGAUCUCCUUGUUCUUUACUAUCAUGCGAUGUGGGUAUGGAUUAUAUUUUGGAUUUGGAACAAUAACUUGUCCCCUUCAAAGAUAGGUCAACAAAACGGAAUCUUUACAUAUGUGUAAGAAUGUUCGAAAAUGCGUAUGGUGAAUCCUGAGGUUUUAUUUAGUACUAUGAACUGUUGUACUUAAAUGGAUCGAAGUUACCUGCCCUGUAUCUCGGUCGAUUAUGUAAACUUGAAAUCUGAUACAUGCUUCUUUUACUUUUGUUAUC
This is a messenger RNA of Neltuma alba, 1870 nucleotides long. RefSeq names its product cytochrome P450 71D8-like. Gene Ontology annotation, molecular function: oxidoreductase activity, acting on paired donors, with incorporation or reduction of molecular oxygen; monooxygenase activity; iron ion binding. The coding region runs from base 29 to 1570 and encodes 513 amino acids. The transcript is spliced from 3 exons. The record is from RefSeq and is a predicted model, not a curated record. Lineage: Eukaryota; Viridiplantae; Streptophyta; Magnoliopsida; Fabales; Fabaceae.